Messenger RNA from Crotalus tigris (Tiger rattlesnake), 4398 nucleotides. RefSeq names its product guanylate cyclase 2G-like. The transcript has 21 exons. Gene Ontology annotation, molecular function: peptide receptor activity; guanylate cyclase activity; ATP binding. Bases 166 to 3015 code for a protein of 949 amino acids. Gene Ontology annotation, biological process: receptor guanylyl cyclase signaling pathway; protein phosphorylation; cGMP biosynthetic process. Lineage: Eukaryota; Metazoa; Chordata; Lepidosauria; Squamata; Viperidae. The record is from RefSeq and is a predicted model, not a curated record.
UACAAACUGGAGUAUGUAUAUGGUGACUGCAAUUGUGAUGCUAAGAAGUCCCUCCAAGCUUUCAUCAAUCAAGUUCAAAAAGAAAACGUUUCUGCUUUGUUUGGGCCAGUUUGCUCAGAGGCUGCCGAGGUUACAGGAUUGCUUGCUUCUCAAUGGAAUAUUCCUAUGUUUGGGUUUGUUGGCCAAACAAGAAGGCUGAGGAACUUAUUUUUUUAUGACACUUACAUCAACCUUGUUUCACCAGUGCACCUGAUAGGAGAAGUACUGCAUACAACACUUCAGUAUUUUGGGUGGAAAUAUGUUGGUCUGUUUGGAAAUUCAUAUGAUGCAUUUACAUGGGGUGAAACAGAGGAAUUAUGGACAAGUAUAGAAAACCAACUCAAAGUCAAUAUAACCAUCACAGCAAAUGUGAGAUACAACACAAACAAUCAAAGCCUCCAUAAGGAGAAACUGACUUAUAUAUCAUCUCUUGCCAGAAUUAUUGUUUUAAUCUGCAAUCCUUUGGAUGCAAGAUCCAUUUUGUUACAGGCCAAAGAAUUAGGUAUGACAAACGGACCAUAUGUGUUCUUUGUUCUGCAACAGUCAGCCUACUUUUCGGAAGAGACUUGGAAUCAUAAAAACAUCAGCAUCUUAGAUGCUUACCAGUCUGUUUUUAUAAUAGCUCUUAGAUCUUACAGACAAUAUAAGAACUACUCUGAUUUCAUGAAGGAGCUCCAUGAUACCCUAAAGGAAAAGCAGCCUUCUUACAGUUUAUUUUCUUUACAAGAAGAGUUAAAUUCUUAUGCUGCGUACCUUCAUGAUGCUGUUUUGCUUUAUGCAUCAACUGUAAAAGAAAUGUCAGAAGAAAAAAAGGAUUUCCUUGAUGGAAGGGCAUUUAUCAACACUUUAAAAGGCUAUAAUAAAACCCCUCUGUAUGGCAUCACUGGUCCUGUGUACAUUGAUGAACUGGGUGAGAGAAAAAUGGAUUAUUCUGUGUAUGAUCUUCAGGAAUCUGAAAAUUCUACUCACUUCAUUCCUGUUCUUAAUUUUGAUCAUUACAGAAGGACAUUAAGUCCCACUGUAGAAAUUAAUUAUAUUGGUUGGUCAAAUGGAGAAAUACCUAAAGACAAACCAGUUUGUGGAUUUCACAAUGAGUACUGUAAAAUUCAAGCCACCACUCUGACUGUUAUGAUCAUUCUCCUGAUAAUAACCAUAUUGGGGACCAUAGGUGUGACAAUAUUUACGAAGAUCUAUAAAGGCCACCUUCAAAAGCAAAUCAAUGAUACUGGAUGGAGAAUUAACUAUGAGGAUAUCAUUCUUCUUAAUGAUAAUAAGGAAAAAUAUGAUCUGCCUCAAGCAAACACAUCAGAACCGGAAGAAACAGAAAAUGUUGGGGCUCAUUUGUUUAUCUCCAGCAGUAAUUAUUCUUCACUGAAAGACAAGCAAGAAAAAGAAGAUUUUUUCACUACAGUAGGAUUGUAUCAGGGUUUUCUUGUCGCUAUCAAGUUCAUUGAUAACCAAGCAGAUGCCUUGGUUUGGAAAUCAUCAAUUCUUGAAGAGAUUCAAAUGAUGAAAGAAUUGAGACAUGAAAAUCUGGUGGUCUUCUAUGGGAUAUGUCUAGAAGUUCCAAAUAUCUGCACUGUAAUGCAUUAUUGCAAGAAAGGAAGCCUAAAAGAUGUUUUGUUACAUUCUGCUAUUGAACUGGAUUGGAUUUUCAAAAUCUCUUUUGCCUAUGACAUAGUCAAUGGUAUGUUCUUCAUUCACAACAGCCCUCUGAAAUCUCAUGGAAACUUAAAGCCUACAAACUGCCUGGUAGAUAGUCGCAUGCAAAUUAAGCUGUGUGACUUUGGCUUAUGGGAACUCAAAUACAGAAGAAAAUCUAAAAUAAUAUCAGAAGAGGAGACAAACUAUGCUGAUUUAUACUGGACAGCUCCUGAAUUUCUUAGAAUGGGAGAGUAUCCAUUUCAUGGCACCCAGAAGGGUGAUGUUUACAGUUUUGCUAUUAUUAUGAGAGAAUUGAUAUAUAAUCAUGAAGAUGGUCCAUUUCAAGAUCAAAAUAGGAGUGCAGAAGAAAUAAUAAAAACUAUCAAGGAUCCUAAGUCUUCUGUUCCACUGAGACCCUCGCUUUCAGUAGACAAAUGCAAUUUCAAGGUAACUGAACUUUUGAAGGCAUGUUGGGAUGAAAACCCAGAAAAGAGGCCAACAUUCUCGGAGAUAAAGACAGCACUAAGAGACACCAGCCCUGAUGGCCACUUCAGUAUCUUAGACAACAUGGUUAAUAAACUGGAAAAAUAUGCAAAUCAUCUGGAAGAAGUAGUUGAAGCAAGAACGACCCUAUUAAUGGCAGAAAAAAAGAAAACUGAAACGCUUUUAUCAGCCAUGCUACCUAGUUUUAUAGGAGAACAACUUGUUGCUGGAAAAUCAGUGGAACCUGAAAGCUUUGAAUCAGUCUCCAUUUUCUUCUCAGAUAUCGUCAGCUUCACUAGGUUAUGCUCUGUCAGCUCUCCCCUGCAAGUUGUCACUCUCCUUAAUGACCUGUAUAGUCUAUUUGAUAACAUCAUUCAAAUAUACGAUGUCUACAAGGUUGAAACUAUUGGAGAUGCCUAUAUGGUGGCUAGUGGCCUCCCCAUUCCCAAUGGGGCAAAGCAUGUCGAAGAAAUUGCCACAAUGUCUUUGCAUUUUCUCAGUGCAAUUAUAUCAUUCAAAAUCAGGCACUUACCUAAUGAGAAAUUAAGGGUACGAAUUGGAAUUCAUACAGGCCCUGUUGUUGCAGGUGUAGUAGGCAUCACAAGACCACGGUAUUGUCUUUUUGGAGACACUGUGAACACAGCUUCACGGAUGGAAAGUACCAGCUUACCUCUGCAAAUCCAUGUUUCUAAUACCACAGCAAAUGCUCUUCAAAGAAUUGGUGGUUAUAAUUUACAAGAAAGAGGAACUAUAAGAAUAAAGGGUAAAGGACAGCAAAGGACUUUUUGGCUGAAAGGAAAAGCUGGAUUUGAUAUGCCACUACCAGAUUUCACAGCUGAAGGGAAAUGAGGAGGCAGAAUCUAUAGCUAAGGACUUUACUUGACCUAAAUGUAUUAACUGAAUGUGAUCUCCUAGUACAGUGGUCUUCAAACUUGGCUCUUUUAUGACUUGUGGACUCCAACUCCCAGAAUUCCUCAGCCAAGCAUGCUGGCUGAGGAAUUCUGGGAGUUGAAGUGCACAAGUCAUAAAAGGGCCAAGUUUGAAAACCCCUAUCCUAGUAUUUAGAAAUUUAGUAAAAACACUUUUCUUCCACCUUGUUGUUAACUGUUAAUGUUAAUAUUUGACAUUUAUCUGUAUUUUAGUUGCAUUGCUGUUUAGCCUACAGUUUGUACAUUUUAUAUUAAUUGUCAAACUGGUAAAAGGAGGGAAAUAUAUCUAACAGAUUUCAUUCCAAAAAGGUGCUUUGACGUAGAUGGGAGCAUAAGCAUAAUACCUAUCUGAAGCUCUGUAAAGCAGCUGUCUUUUUCUGUGUUCACGUGGAUAUCUUCUGCAGUUGUUGUACAUUCUUGUUAAAAAAAAAAAAAAACAUGGCUGAUUUAAACAUUUAUAGUCUUUAUGACCUGCACUUGCUCCAAACUUUGAAGUAUCUUUGGGGAAUAGUAUCUGAAACAUAGCACAAUCCUUCUAAAUAGUAAUAUCCUACUAAUUGAUUCUUCAUAAUCAUAUUGCUACCUUUUAGAUAGGCAACUCAAAACAAGUAUAAGGCUCCUUCAUUAGGGUUAGAGCUGUUGUAGGCAUUUAUAAGCUUAUUACCUUCUAGAAUUCACAUUUGUUCAAAACCUAAAUUUUACAUUGUGUAAGACUAGACCCUAAACCAAAUUUAAAUAAAGAUAAAUACCCAUGGGCAAUUAGUAGGAUAUUUUUUUCUUACCUUAAAUUCCUCUUUUCAUCAACUGUUACCAUUUCUGCAUAAGUGCAUCACAACAGAACUGUCACAAAGCCUCCUAUUACUUAUUGAAUAGUAUGUGUAUCAGCACAACAUAUUUCUUGUGUGUUUUUUGCUUUAUGGAAAUAUAUUUGAUGUAAUUUCAAUGCAUAAUAUCAUAGUAUUAGGUAGUGAAGUUCGCUCUUUACACUAGUAUAAGAAAUGGUGUAAUGUCCUGCAUAUUGUCUGCAAAAAGUUUUUUGUAAUUAUUUUUAGAUGACUAUCAAAAUGUACAACUAAGGAAAUAGUCUAGUGAAUCUUAUCAGACACAAUGUGACUUAUUGGAACAUAAGCAAACACUCCUUGAGGUUAACAAUAUCUACUUAGAAAUAAAUUUAUUGAAAUAUGUAUUUUAUUGUAUAGUACAGAUAUCAGUUCUGAACAGAAUUUGAAUUAGAAAUAAAGCAGUGUAAGAUGAAGUAGAAAAAUCUAAAGGUAAUUAUCUCACAAAAGUGCUUUCCCCAAAA